AGUCUCAUGCCGUUGAAGGACAACACCUUGCACCAAACGCCCAAGUCACAUUGUAGUGAUGUGGCAGCCCCCGUUACAUCUUCAGAUAUGGGACAUUCACCACGGCGAACUUCGAAAACCUUGACGGCCCCGGGCGCGAAAAGCCAAGAGGUCCUUGAUAAGUCUUUUAUCGACACCGAGCUCUUAAGACGCCAAGAAGAGAUCGCGUAUGAAAGCUUCAUCAAGGGCGACUUUUCCGAGGCUGAGCAGUGUCUGCACCAGGCCCUCCAAAGCUCACAUGGUGACCCUUGUGAACACGAGGACCUCUCGAAACUCAAACUCCAGUGGGCUCUUUACUGCUGUCUGCUAGGGGAAUGGGACAGAGCGGCGACAAUAGUGUCGGAGCUGUCGAAUUCGGAAUUUACGCCCCUCACUUCAAUCUAUGACCUUCGGCAAGCAAUCACAAUUGCUCUCUUGCAGGAGGGUCGCUUGAAAGACGCCUAUAGCACUUGCAAAUCUGUUUAUGAAGCAAAGAAGAAGCUCCUUAGGCGAGACGACAAUGAUUACCUGGGAUGCUUAUCACUGUUGGCAAAUAUUUGUGAGAAAAGGGGCAAUGCCACGGACGCACGAAGCUAUCGUCAAUCGAUACCCCAGGAAUGGGCCCUCGCCAAUUCGAAGGACACCAUAUCUCCCGUAGGCUACAUCCUUGGUCGUCCAUUGUUGCUUGAAUCGAUACUGGGCAGAAAGGUGCGCAUUUGUUCCAGCCAGUGGAAAGCUGCUCAGCUCUGCAGCAACAACUCGAAGUCAGCCCAGCCGACCGGAUCUUAUGGAAAUAGCCCACCAGUUACAGCAUCAGGUUAUCGGCCGACCUUUGCUCCAAGCGAUCAGACUGGCGUCCAGAGGGCUGAACUAGAACAAGCUCGACGGCGUACAGUUGGUGAAGCGGAUACAGGAAAGGAGAUGAUGAUACAGAAUGCCCAGCCAGACCUGCGUCCGGGGGGCAAAGCACAGUUGAAGAGCUUUGGGAUCCCUUCAAAGCUCCCAGAGCUGUUUCCUAGUGCACGCUCGGGACCACUGCUGCGACCACCAUCGCCGAAAAAGCAUACACGGAGGGCUUCUGAGGACUCUCGACGGAUACCACAAUCACGGCAACUUGAUGUUCCCCAUGACUCGAAUCGAAUCCCUACAUGGAGGCCAGAGAAAGACAUCGGACACCGCCUAUCAUUUUCUGUUGGGAGUGCGAGUGAGCUCACCAAAACUCAACACCAAGAUCCAUCCCUACGGAGGGUUCGCAAAUACGGGACUUUGAGGCCGACGAACUAUGAUACAAGAGACGGAACGACGAACCAGAACUACCCAAAACGUGGUGCUGCAAAAAGCCCAGUCCAGCUCGUUUCCAGCGGCUCACACCCUAACCUUCUGUCCAUGGAUCCACGGCGAAUGCUCCAAGGUCAGCAGCCGCAGGGAAGAUUACCAGUGAUAAAGGGUCGGCCAAACGAGCAGAUAAAGAACCAAGCGGACUAUGCUAGGAGAGCGGUCGACAACGAUACCUUGGCCCAAGCGGCUGGUCCCCCGGUGGUUGAGGCGCCCUUGAGCACGCGGUAUCCCGCUCUAAAGGUGACGGCACCCAACAUGGGGCUUUCAUCCUUGGACCUGCCUCGGGUGCCAAGCCCUGCACUUUCUUUUCAGGUUCGGAAAGUUCCCUCAUCUGUUGAUAUGUCAAGCCUGAACAGGCCCAAGUUCAUAUGGAAAGUUCGGCAAAACAUCAGCAACCUGGAAAAGUCGAUGAGGCCGUUUGGAGAGUCCAGUCCAGGCCGACUUGCUGCUCGGUCCAAAAACAAUAUCCAUCCACACGCUCGUUAUUUCGCGGUUUCGAUCAAAUAUGGGGAGUCGGAUUCCAUUGCCAUGAAUACAGGCCGGGAAAGUGUGGUUAUCUGUGAGGUGCCGACAGAGAUCAACCAGCCACCUCAUACGGCAACAAAGGCAGCGAUGAUUGGCAUGAAAAAAGGAAUUCGGAGAGGUCCCUUUUUCGCUUUGAGAGAAUCCCCUUGGAUGGGCAUCUCCGGCUAUUUCUCUUUCAUCCGCAAGCAAUCCCCUCUAACGGACAUUUCUGACUAUACGGUCGACCGUUCAGGCCCUCGAAACUGGACAAACACGGCAAAAGUCGACCCGAGAACGGGCGAGUAUCAGGUUUCUUACAACCCAGAAGCGCUUAGCUCCGGAUUUGCGUUUGACAUGUCUUGGAUUGAGCAAGAGAUCGCCCAGCUGGCGGAUCCAGGGCAGGCGGCCCAUGAACAUGGUCAAAUCGCCACCAAAGAGCUAGAAAACAUCGUCUGUUCUCUUUCCGACUUCCUGAUUCGUACAGCAUGGAGAUUUUGGGCCAACCUGUUGGUGGAGAGCAAACUCAUGCAGCACGCCAAGGUUAUUCCACACUCAGUGGCCGUGAUUCAGUAUUACCUGCAUUGUGGCGCCCUGAAGCUUGAGACGGGGACACAGCCCCCAAGCGCAACUGUUGUUGUACUGAACUGUGGAGAGAUGUUGGUGGAUUGCGUUCCCUAUCUCUUGAAGGGCCGGCCAACGACAUAUAGCCAGGUCGAUGUUUGCUCUUGCAAGACUUCGUACAUGGCCGAGAUGGCAGGAUUCAAACAUGCUCAGGCCGAAUUCGCCAAGAUGGCAGCACAAAAGCUCCUAGACUUCAAUCAGAAGCUUCGCUCCAAGGUUAAAUCUGCCGAGAUUGAGAAGCGUCUCAAGAUUUUUUCGGAGUACUUUAACCGGGUAAUACUACCAGGGUUCCAGAACAGCGGAAAGUCAUGGGAGAUUCCCUUUGACCUUCCUGGGAGGACGGGAGGAGUUUCAUCGAGGCUCACGUUCACCGAUUCCGAGGUGCUGAGUUGCCUCAACCCAAGUGUCAGCAUGGUUCGCAAAAUGCUUGAACAGACCGUGGUCUUGGUUCAACCGCAGUACGAGGUUACACAUGUUCUCCUCGCAGGCCCUUACUCUGCUUCCAAACACUUGGUCAACGAGCUAACGGCGAGUCUCAAAUCGGUGCAGAGAAGGCCAGCGAAGUUGCUUAAUCACGCGGACGCAAGCGAUAUUUGCGUCCUUGGAACGUUGACUCACGCGAUUAGCUGCUGA
Messenger RNA from Fusarium keratoplasticum, 3114 nucleotides. RefSeq lists its product as uncharacterized. The transcript has 4 exons. NCBI's taxonomy places the organism in Eukaryota, Fungi, Ascomycota, Sordariomycetes, Hypocreales, Nectriaceae. Bases 7 to 3114 code for a protein of 1035 amino acids. Gene Ontology annotation, molecular function: protein binding. The record is from RefSeq and is a predicted model, not a curated record.